Messenger RNA from Perca fluviatilis (European perch), 1851 nucleotides. RefSeq lists its product as uncharacterized. The record is from RefSeq and is a predicted model, not a curated record. Lineage: Eukaryota; Metazoa; Chordata; Actinopteri; Perciformes; Percidae. The transcript has 3 exons. The coding region runs from base 273 to 656 and encodes 127 amino acids.
GCAGAACCAGCAGGGUGAAAAGAGAGCUGCGUAGCUCAGCCUGUUAACUGUGUAUGUGAGGAGAAGUUAGAAAGCAGCAGAUUAACGCGAUAAAGGCGUGAACAACGCGAAGAAGAGGCCAAAAACAGUCAGAGCAGCAGGUUUCACACCCACAGAGAGAGAGAGAAAAUACAUUAAUUUGAAGCAGAGUUUUGUUCGGAAGGCUGAAACAGAAGCUGCUCCUGUCCCAAGUUUCUCUGUCAGGUGUGUCUGUGGGAGAAGCGCUGCGAACAAUGGUGAAGAAUGUGAACAGCGUUAAUGUGGAGCCCCAGCCUGGGACCAGUGUGGCCCCGGAUGAAGCUGAAAAUGUCGACAGCCAACCUACAGAGGAUUCUGGUAAGGACCAUGUGGUGGCGCCCCCUGGCAUGAUGUGGCGGGUGACCGGUGGCCUCUUCAACGUCACCAAGGGAGUGGUGGGCGCGGCGGUGGGUGGGGUGGCCUGGGUGGGCGGCAAGAGCCUGGAGAUCACCAAGUCAGCCGUGACCACAGUGCCCUCGAUGGGGGUGGGGCUGGUGAAGGGCGGGGUGUCUGCCGUGGCUGGCGGCGUCUCCUCAGUGGGCUCGACCGUCGCCAGCAAAGUCCCGUUCACAGCCAAGAGGAAAGACAAGGCUGAGUGAAGAGCAGGAAGAAGAGGACGGUGAAGAUGAUGAUUGACGAUGACGAUGGAAUUGCCCCGCCCUGAGCCAGCAGAGAGAGGCUGAUCUCUGUCUACCAGUCAAACUCCACAGUGCCUUCUGACGCCUUUCUCGGUCUCGAACAUUAGAGUCUGGUCACCAUGCAGAGAUCUAGACUUUGAUGCAAAUACACUACAUUCAGCACCAAAAAAAAAGUCAUUAGUACUACAAUACUGUGGCAACCCAGAAUUACCAGAAAAAUGCAGAGUCACAGAAAUGCUUCACACAAAGUUCUUCAUCUGACUUGGAGUGGGAUUUGUAGUUCUGGAAGUGACCACCUGGAUCCAGGCAGAUGAUAUGGACUGGGAUACCAUUCAGCACGUGGUGGACGACUUCAUGAAUAUUUUGUGUCCGUUUACAAUUCAGACUGAGGUUGUCCUCUUUCUUUUCUUCAUUCUCUCCGAACUACGCAUAUUUAGUGAAAUGUUUUUGAAUCAAAGUGCUGAUUUUAUUUUAUUUUUUGUCUUUUUUUUUUUUUUUUUUGCAAAGAUAUUGAAGUACUGUUGAAAUGUGUGCGUUGAGAAAAAUACAUGUUUCAGGGUUUUGAAAAGAGGGAUGAGCAACAUUCUUCAGUCUACAGGCUUCACUGUGUCUGACCUUUAAUCUUUUGGACGAGCCCGGGAAGGUGUUUGACCCAGCAGCCUCUGAUCUGCACGUAGGAACACUUCUCUGAAAUGCUUGUCUGAAGACUGUCGAUACAAUCAAAAGUACGCCGACACUGGGCUCGGGUCUUUUCCACAGCUAUAUUGUUGAAAUAUUUUGUUUUUAUUAUGUGUGAAAUGUUAAAAUGCUGUGCUGGACCUUUGGAAAGUUGACUUUAAAAAAAAAAAAAAAAGAUUUAAUAAAGAAAGAAACAAUCGGCAGCAUUUGAUGGUUGUUUGAGAGGAAAGGGGGCCCAAUGUUGUCUGAACUACUCAAUCAGUAAAGGUUGAACUGUACCUUUCUUUUUUUUUUUAAUCAGAAGGUGAACACUGUACUGGAGUGCAGGCCACAUUUGCGAACAUCUAUAUGCAAUAUCAGCAUUUCAAUGCAACAUUCGGAGUGAAUGGGAGCUGUUGCUGAUGGGACUACACUAUGUGAAUGUCUUGUAUGUGUGUUGUUUUCCCAAUAUAUCAAUAAAGUAGUGUUGAAGUUUAAA